GAUAAUCAGUUUGGAAAUAACUAUGUGUUCCGGCAAAAUGUCUAUGAAAUGGAUUUUGGUUCUUCUGCUGCUACAGCUGAGUUGUCAGUUCAGCCCUGGGGGCUGUGGAAAGGUGCUGGUGUGGCCCACAGAAUAUAGCCAUUGGAUCAAUAUGAAGAUCAUCCUGGAUGAACUUGUUCAGAGAGGUCAUGAAGUGACUGUUCUGACAUCUACAGCUUCAAUUCUUGUUAAUGCUAAUACGCAAUCUUCUAUUAGAUUUGAGAUUUUCCCUACAUCCUUUACAAAAGAUGAUAUGGAAUUUUUUUUCAUUAAGCUAAUUAGUAAAUGGACAAAUGAUCUGCCAAAGAAUACAUUUUGGGCAUAUUUUUCACAAAUUCAAGAAAUGAUUUUGGAAGGUUAUGAAGUUAUUGAAAAGCUCUGUAGAGAUGCUGUUUCUAAUAAGAAACUUAUGACAAAACUACAGCAAGAAAAGUUUGAUGUCAUUCUUGCAGAUGCCAUUGGACACUGUAGUGAACUUCUGGCUGAACUACUUAAAAUACCCCUUGUGUACAGUCUUCGCUUCUUUCCUGGCUAUGCGAUUGAAAAGCAGUGUGGAGGACUUCCAUUCCCUCCAUCCUACGUACCUAUUAUCUUGUCAGAAUUAAGUGAUCAAAUGACGUUCAUGGAAAGGGUGAAAAAUAUGAUGUAUGUGCUUUACUUUGACUUCUGGUUCCAAACAUAUGAUCAGAAGAAGUCAAAUAAGUUCUACAGUGACGUACUAGGAAGACCCACAACUUUAUCUGAGUUGAUGGGGAAAGCUGAAAUGUGGCUCAUUCGAACCUACUGGGAUUUUGAAUUUCCUCGCCCACUCUUACCACAUUUUGAAUUUGUUGGAGGACUCCACUGCAAGCCUGCCAAACCUCUGCCUAAGGAAAUGGAACAGUUUGUCCAGAGCUCUGGAGAAGAUGGUAUUGUGGUGUUUAGCCUGGGGUCAAUGGUCACUAACCUGACUGAAGAAAAGGCCAAUAUGAUUGCCUCAGCCCUGGCCCAGAUUCCUCAAAAGGUUAUAUGGAGAUAUGAAGGCAAAAACCCAGACACAUUAGGGCCAAAUACUCGCCUGUAUAAAUGGAUCCCCCAGAAUGACCUUCUUGGUCAUCCAAAAACCAAAGCUUUUGUAACUCAUGGUGGAGCCAAUGGCAUCUAUGAGGCCAUCUACCACGGGAUCCCAAUGGUGGGCCUCCCUUUGUUUGCGGAUCAACCUGAUAACAUUAUUCGCAUGAAGAAAAAGGGAGCUGCUGUCAGAUUGGACAUCCACACAAUGUCUAGUGCAGAUUUGCUCAAUGCAUUGAAGACAGUCAUCAAUGACCCUUUAUACAAGGAGAAUGCUUUGAAAUUGUCUAGAAUUCAUCACGAGCAGCCAGUGAAGCCCCUGGAUCGAGCUGUCUUCUGGAUCGAGUUUGUCAUGCGCCACAAAGGAGCCAAACACCUGCGGCCAGCCUUCUAUGACCUCAACUGGGUCCAGUACCACUCUUUGGACGUGAUUGGGUUCCUGCUGGCCUGUGUGGCAACUGCUAUUCUUGUCAUCACAAAAUGUGUUCUAUUUUGUUGCUGGAAGUUUGCCAAAACAGGAAAGAAGGGGAAGAGAGAGUAGUGUUUCUGAGCCUGAAGCUGAUCUACCUAACAGAUGGGACCCCUCCAGCUUAUUCCAGCAAGAAGUACUUGCUCCCCCUGGGACAAAAUGACUUUGCACAAUUUGGCUUCACAUUUCAAAAUUGGUUUGCAAGUGAUUUCUACCUGUUUAAGAGUUAUAAAUAUGUCAUCCCAAAGAUAAAAACUGGUAAAUACAAAACAAUAAUACAUCUAUGUGAAUUUCUAUUUAAAUUCUAUUCAUAUUCAAUGUUAAACCAAAAAAAAUAAGCCUAUGUGUGUCUCAAGCAUUACACAAGGACACAAGACUGUACGUAGUCUGUACACAUGUCAAUAGUAUUUUGUAAAUACUCAGAAUAUUUUAACAAUACUUUGGUGCAAAAUUCUGUAGCUUUAUCUUUUGCUAAAGAAACUAUUCAAUAGUUAGAACUGUGUAAAUUGAUUAAAGCUUCCAUUUGAUUUUUGGGA
Messenger RNA from Artibeus jamaicensis (Jamaican fruit-eating bat), 2094 nucleotides. It is a transcript of the gene UGT2B17, whose product is annotated as UDP glucuronosyltransferase family 2 member B17. Bases 23 to 1630 code for a protein of 535 amino acids. Gene Ontology annotation, molecular function: UDP-glycosyltransferase activity. The transcript is spliced from 6 exons. NCBI's taxonomy places the organism in Eukaryota, Metazoa, Chordata, Mammalia, Chiroptera, Phyllostomidae. The record is from RefSeq and is a predicted model, not a curated record.